AUGGCAUCAGCUACAACUUCACCAGCGAAAAAUUUUCUCGGAAACUCUUCGUUAUCGCAGAAUCGCUGGCAAGGCUUUCAAAAAUUACUUUUUAUACUUAAAAGUAGAAAAAACACUCUUACGCCAUUUGUGCCAUAUUUUAAAUUGAAUGAUAUUACGGAAAUAUUCGUUUUUAUAACCACGAGAAGAUUGUUAUCAACAGCGAGUCUGUCUGUGUAUUUACAAGUUGAUGGUACAUACAAGUUAAAUUGGAACAAUUUUCCUGUACUCGUGUGUGGUACAAGCGAUGCUCAGCGACAUUUUCAUCCUUUUGGAAUUGCCUUGGUUUACAGUGAUGAAUCGACUGCAUGUUAUGUUGAUUUAUUCAAAGCGUUAAAAUGGAGUAUACCAUUAGUUACCAAUCAAGCGUAUUACAUACAUUUUCUGAUCGCUGAUGGUUCCAAAGCAAUAACGAAAGCUCAACAACAAGAAUUUUCAUGUAUAAGGAAUCUGAAUGGCAAAAUCAAGAAACAUUACACAUUACGUAGUAAACUACCAUUAUCUGGUUUUUUGUCAAUUGGUUGUCAGACGAUUAGUGACUGGGCGUUAAAAUUACAUAAUUGUGUAUUUUCAUUAGAACCAAUUGUUAGUAAAGAUUUGGAAUUGUUUGUGUCAAAAUGGUCAACAAGUAUUUCAAAAUCAAUGAUACCAUUGCCUUGGAAUGUCUAUGAGCAAGUAGUACCAACGAUCCAUGUGCAACUGGAUGUACAACAAUGGAUUGAUAUGUAUCAACAUUGUCAAUUUAAUACAUUCGAUAAUUAUUGUCGCUGGUAUGAAUCUGCACAUAUUGUUUCUGUGCAACAAAUGUACUGUACCUGUCGAUAUUUUUGUAAAGAGUAUAUAUGCAAACAUGUGGUUGGUCUCAAAAUUGUAUAUGGCAUACACAAAUUACCAAAUGAUCGUUUACCACCUGGAAAAAAACCCAGAGAACGACCAAAAAAACAAGUCUUGCUCUAUUAUUUUGGUGAACACAAAUUGCUAUUUUUUGUUUACAAAUUAGAAACAAGAAAAGCACCAUUGUUGAUUCGUUUCGGCACAUAA
Molecule: messenger RNA, 1080 nt
Organism: Didymodactylos carnosus
Lineage: Eukaryota; Metazoa; Rotifera; Eurotatoria; Philodinida; Philodinidae
Source: the annotation of a GenBank genome assembly